This is a messenger RNA of Soboliphyme baturini, 387 nucleotides long. The record is from the annotation of a GenBank genome assembly. Lineage: Eukaryota; Metazoa; Nematoda; Enoplea; Dioctophymatida; Soboliphymatidae.
AUGGCCCUUGUUGACUGCUGCAGUUGGUUGCGUAGUGUUGCGGUGUCGGGAGCGAAAGGGGACUUUCAUACUCCGCCGCUGCCCGUCCCAUGCCCGGUUGAGAAAGGAGGAGGAUUGAAGACCGUGACAAGUCCCCGUAAAAUUCAGCAACCUGCAAUUCAUGUUACCAAGGCCAUCGAAAAUUAUACCGGCUCGGUCGUAGCCCGGCAUACCAAGGGCCGCGCAAGCUGUUGGGGAACUGAGGCAGACUGCGAAAAGUCGGCGAUCAAAACCUCAAUAUUGUCCUCAUCCAGCCGUGGGGGGGGUAGCAGCACAACAACGGCUGACGACCACCGACGGAAUCACGAUGACGAUACCACACAGCAAUGGAUUCCGUACCCGUUCUGA